GUGAAAAAGAAAAUAGCGUCGAACAACGCGAGCCCAAAUAGAAUAGAGGAAGAGAAACGAGCUGCUGCCAUUCGCAGUCGCGUUUUUAUUAUACAAUACUCCUUCUCAUUUUCCUUUCGCAGCAAUCGUAGAGGGACUGCACACCUUCAUAGACACAAACCCUCAACACACACCGACCUAGAGCAAAAGUAGAACUCCGACGUUUUACAGCAGCGCAGAUUCUUUGAAAGAAAGAAAGAAACAGUCGAAAUGCUCAACUACGACGACUCCUUCGAGGCCGAGUCGACGUCGGCAGACGAGGAGGAGGACGCCGUGUCAGCGCACCCUUCUCCGCUCUCAAAUUCCGACGGAGCGAAGAGCUUGAAGGACGAAGCAUCACCGACGUCCAAAAGCGCCACCUCCGCCACUUCGCCUCCUUCGGGGGCUUCUCCCACAGCCCCUUCGGCGUCUCCAGCGACUACUGCGCCAGGCACGGGGGCCCUGCCACAGCAAGUUCCAGUGCCCAUCCCGGUUAAUGCGAUGGUUGAACAACCGAAGGGACCUGCGCCGACGUGGGAGAGGAGUGACCGCAGCAGCGCCUCUUCCUCCUUCCCCUUUUUGCCGAUGCCACGCAGCAGAGCGGGCGCGCUGGUGUCUCCCAUCCAAGGCGAUGACGCACUCACCUCCGUAAAAGGAGCCGAGUCGUCAGGCGGCCAGAAUGACGGCGAUGCGCAGCGCCGCUCAACGUUUCAGAGCUCCGACAAGCUGUCGAACAGCGGCUCGGCCGGGGUGCCGCGUGAGAUAGCCGAGAAGGCCGCACGCGCCGGCGAAAGGGCGGAGUUUCAGGCUCUCUCCCACUUCGUGGCUUUUGGCAGCGAGCAGGGCAGCGCCUCCACCACGACGUUCAAAGGGCCGGCGUCGCAUCGUACGAGCGAGUUGCAGGUGCCACCGGCGCCGUCGCGGGUGCCGCGCCAGUUCGUGGCCUUCCCUCAAUCCGAAGACGAUUCUUCAACAAAGGAAGAGAAGCGAGAACCGUCGUUAAAGUUGCCGUCUGAGUGGCCACACGACGCCGCGCUGACUGAGGAGUCGCCGCAGAAGACGCUGUCGGAGACGAAGAGCGCCUCGGUGGCCCCCAGCAGCAUCUUCAGCACCCUCUCGCAGCAUCUGCUGGUCCCCACCCCGCAGCUGCAAGCACCGGCUACCGCCGCCGCUGCUGCUCCAUCGUUGCCACCGCCCUUCGCCCCAUCUCCCCUCGCUCCUGCUGCUACGUCGGCCGCUGCAGUGCCUGGGGUGUCUUCUCCCAGUCUGCUGACACCCGGUGGGGUGGGCAGUGCGCCGCUGCCCUUCAAAGCGCAUGCCACCGACACAACCGCCACAACGACGAGCGCACCUCUGCUGACGCUGCCUUCUUUACCCCCGCCUGGCUGGUCUGCAACCGGGACUUCUUCCACUUCGUCUACUACUGCCGCUCCUUCCCCAUUUAAGAGUGCUCCCGCAGGAACCAUCAAAGCGAAGAGUUGGAUGAUGGGCGGCGAGAGUGCCCAUUGUGACGCAACGACUUCUUUGGAGCAGCGGGCACAGCUGGUCGCCCCGCUGCCCCCACCACCGGACCAUCACCGCAUGGCGGCAGCGGAGGCCCGCGUGUCGGAGCUGCGCGAGGCUUCAGAGGCGGUCGAGCGACUGGUGAAGGCGUUUGCGAUGCUGAGAGGCUACGGCGCACUGGAGAUGAGAGACGGCAGAGAGCAGGCAACUGCGAAAGCCUCUGUGUCCGCCGCGACCACCACCGCCCAUCGCGCAGGGGCCUCUGCCACGGUGCAGGUGCGCCCGGCCAGUCGCACGCGCGGCCCACGGGUACCGACGGCACAUUUUGAUGUCAAUCGCACGGAUCCGUCCCAGCAGCCUGCGAAGUUGAAUGAGGUGCCGCUGUCUGCACCGUGCAGCAGCAGCAACAACAAAGAGGAACGGGAGCGCCUGGCAGAGGGUCUUGUGAUGGACUGCGUGCUGGGAUUCCUGCAGGAGCACACCAAGCGGAGAGGCACGGCAGAAGGAGAGGCGAAGGAAAAGGUAAACCAUAAUGAUGUCCCUCUGUGGCAGGCGUCUCGUCCGCAUUACGAGGUGGUGAGCUCCGAAAGUUUUGCAGGCGGUGAUGGUGCCGCCCGUCGCGACCGCUUUGCUGCGCAGACGUCAGCGAAAGCCGCAACUUCUGCGACUCGCGACUACGCCGGUUCUUCUGCCGUGACGAGCGGCGUCCCCGGCAUCCACGUCCCACUCUUCGACCCACGCGACCGUCACAGCGUCACAGACCUCUACAACGCGGUGCGGGAAGCCCUGGAGAAGUACGUGCUGCGGCGUGUGCGCACCGACGGCCCCGCCGCACCGCACACGCCCACCACGGCACCGUUGGCCGUGACGCACAUCACUGCUGGCUUUGCAUGGGCGCUGCUGCUGGACAUCUCCUGCGUGUGCCAGGAAAUCACCCGCUGCGCCUACGACACCGCGGCUUCCUCUCCCAGUGCGGUGUAUCCGAUUUUGGUACAGUUCAAAGGUGACGCCGUCUGCGCUGAAGUGGCACGAGCGGCGAUGCACUGCUUGCCCUUCGAGGUGCUGAACACCACGGACAAGAACGAAGCAUCCGUGUCCGUCGAGAUGCGUGGGUGCCUGUUCCGCAUGGCCUGCUGGGUCACACAGGAGCAGCUGUGGGCAGUGUCCGAUGCCCUCAUGGACACCGUGCGCGAAGAUGUGGUGAGGCGGGCGAAGGUAACGCUGUACUCGCUCUUCAGCACGGCAGCGCCGUCCGAGGUGGACCCGCGGCUGUUGGUUCCGCCGCAGUUGCCGAUGUUCACGAUGCUACCGCUGCCAAACCGCAGCGGACGCGCCUCCGCAGCGGCGACGGCAGCAGUCGAUCGUGCCUCGCCAGCAGGCGUUCGCUACCCAAAAAACCCGCGCAACACGGCCGAGGCCUCCGCGGCGGAGCGCGAUGUUUUCGACGUACCCGCCGCAGCGCUUCAGAGAGUUGCCUACGGCGUGUCUGUCCUCUCCACUGACAUCCUUUCCACCAGCGGCGCCGACAGCAUCUUGACCGGCGUGCGGGCAGAGGAGUACGCGGAGGUGGCCACGGCGGUGAGCGAAACCGUUGCGGAGCUGCUGCAGGACGAGGCCAUCAAAGCCGCGGUGCAGCGCCGUGCCGCGGAGAAGGUGAAGAAGGCACAGAUGGAGAAGACAAACUACGUCUCUGCAUCGCGACAGCGCAAAGAGCAGGCGAUCAUCGACAGGGCGGAGAAGGAGGCGGAGGAGGUCGUACGGCACAUCUUGCAAGAGAUGCAGGCCCAAGGGGUGCCGUAG
Leptomonas pyrrhocoris is the source of this 3321-nucleotide messenger RNA. RefSeq lists its product as hypothetical. Lineage: Eukaryota; Euglenozoa; Kinetoplastea; Trypanosomatida; Trypanosomatidae. The record is from RefSeq and is a predicted model, not a curated record. The transcript has a single exon. The coding region runs from base 250 to 3321 and encodes 1023 amino acids.